AUGGCCUCCUCGACCACAUCUGAAGAUACGCCUCCGCCGCGCAAACGACUGCGGCAAGACCCAGAUUCGCACUCUUCGACGCGUAAAUCGCAUCAAAAUACUCGCUUAUUUGUUCCAUUCCGGGCAUUGGGCUUGAUAACCGACCAUGUUCCAUUUGUGCUGCAAACUCGAUCAUACAAGGGUGCUGUCGACGGACCGCGCAUCCAUCUUCUUACAUGUCUGGGGAGAUCUUGGGCACUCUGGGAGGGAGGCAAGAUGGGGCUGCUAUUCGUGGGACCCGAUGCACCUCAUAAAAUAUCUUGUCUCGCAAUGGAUGGCGAUGCUGUCUGGGCUUCUUCGGGCCCGUAUGCCAUAAAAUAUCUCCGGGGCAAGGAGGUGCUUCGAAUAACGAAUCCGUUGGAAGCCUAUCUGUCCUUCAUCACGAUCUUCGGAACGCAGAUUAUGGCUCUCAGUGAGGAUGGCAGAAGAAUGUUUCUAUGGGACUCGACAACUGGAGAUCUGAACUCUACCAUCGAGUUUGACGUCGGGUUCACUGCGACGAUGAUCUUGCAUCCUGCUACAUACGUUAACAAGGUGCUGGUGUCAAGCAGUCAGGGCUCUAUCCAACUGUGGAACGUUCUCUCACACACAUGCAUCUUCAAGUUCUCGUCUUCCCGUCUAGUCUCUUCCCCGGAUACAGCCGACUCAAGCACUUGUUCCAUAACCGCACUGACACAGUCCCCUGCCAUAGAUGUUGUGGGAAUUGGAUUCAUGUCGGGCGAGAUUUCGGUCUAUGACGUCCGCGCAGAUGAACGUCUCAUGAGAAUGUUCAUGGAAGGAGGGGGUGUACGAGCCCUGGGAUUCCGGGCCGAUGGGCACCCUGUACUUGCAUCGGCUUCUUCCUCUGGGCAUUUGGCUUUGUGGGAUCUGAAUGCAGGUGGCAGGCUCCUUCACAUGGUUCGCGGUGCCCAUGACGGCGCCAUCACAGCCGUCGAGUGGGUGCCUGGGCAGCCUGUGCUGAUCACCUCGGGUGAGGACAACAGCGUCAAGCAAUGGCUAUUCGAUUCACCCACGGGCCCUCCUCGGCUGCUCAAGUUCAGAACCGGUCACCAAGCACCGCCGCAUCUCAUUCGAUAUUACGGCGAGGACGGCAAGCAGCUGCUCACUGCAUCUCGUGAUCGAAGCCUGCGCUGCACAUCGGUCGUGCGAGACUCUCGAUCAUUCGAACUCUCGCAAGGCACUUUGGCCAAAAAGGCGACCUCGCUGUCGAUCCCUCUCGCGUCACUGAAACUGCCGCCUGUGACCUCUCUGUCAUAUUCUUCAGCCAGGGCCAAAGACUGGGACGACAUCAUCACGGGCCACACUGACCUGCCCGGCGCUCGAACAUGGACGAUGAUGAACAAGAAGCUGGGCAGUCACACUCUUGCGUUUGGCAAUCCGGCCAAGGGCAAAGCGCACGAGCGUGCGGUCUAUGGUUCCGUGCAGUCAGUUUGUGUCACUACAUGUGGGAAUUUCAGUCUAGUGAGCACGUCCAUGGGACAGAUAUCCCUAUGGAAUCUCCAGUCGGGCAUCAAACGCAAAUCGUUUGAUAUAGGCCUGCGCCCAUCUGAGAUUUCCAUCCCGGGCAAGAAAAAAGAAGGGCGUGCGGUCUCUGGCUUGGCCACCGAUGCACUGAAUACAUUGGUGAUUGCUGCUACCACAGAUGGAACGAUCAACUUCUUCGACUUCCACACCACCAGGCUGGAGCACACAUUAACGCUUCCGGCAUCGGUGCUUUCGAUCUUGCUGAACCGGGACAGUGGGCUAUUGGCCAUCAUCUGUGAAGAUCAAGUUUUGCGCGUGGUUGAUAUCGAGACAAGACGAGUCGUGAGGGAAUUGAGCGGUUUUAAAGGCAAAAUCUUGGACAUUGCUUUUUCUCCUGAUUCUCGAUGGCUGGUCGCCACGUCCUUGGAUUCCAUCAUCCGAACGUUUGACGUGCCUACUGGUCGAUUGAUUGAUGCAUUCAGGACUCCGAGUGUAGCCACUAGCCUCACAUUCUCGCCUACCAAUGACUUCCUCGCAACAGCCCAUGUGGAUAGCGUCGGCGUCUACCUUUGGCAAGUCCCACAAUUUCACAUCUCCUUCCACAGCAUUCUAGAAGAGGACAUCGACUCUGUGGACAUGCCUUCGAUGCAGGGCGUGGCCGAAGAAGAAGCUCUGGACUCUCUUACGGCGCUCACCGUAGCUGACACACCGGAAGAUCCAUUUUCGACACCACCGCAACUAGAUGGGGAUCUAAUCACGCUUACACUGCUACCUCGGUCAAGAUGGCAGACUCUCCUCAACUUGGAAGUCAUUCAACAGCGCAAUAAACCAAAAGAACCUCCCAAAGCACCGGAACAGGCGCCAUUCUUUCUGCCCACGCUCCCAGGUGUCGAGACCCGCUUCGAGGUUCAGCAGAAGCAAGUCGAAGCCAAAAAAGAGACGCGGAGAUUAUAUCAAGCUGCCGCAAACACCAACAGUGUGUUCCUCGAGAAGCUGCUUGCUUGUGAUCCUACCAGUGAUUGUAAGCCUUUCGGGUCUCAACCUGCUGCUGUGGCACUUAUCUUUUCGAAAGACGAGGAACUCUUUGCAUUUGCCAAAACACUCUCCCCGGCUGCACUCGAUCUCGAGUUGCACUCUUUGGUCACCCUGGAGCAUCUGCAAGCCUUUAUCAUCGCGCUGACGCAGCGACUUCGCUCCCGCCGCGACUUCGAGGCCGUGCAGACUUUCCAGAGCGUGUUUCUGAGAAUGAAUGCUGACGUCAUCGUUUCCAAUGCUGAGCUCCAGUCUGAUCUCGACACAUUGAGCCAGGUGCAACGGCAAGAAAGCGAUCGUGUUCUACAGCUUAUCGCAUCAUCCCUUGGGACACUGGGUUUCCCACGGCUGAUCUUCGCUCUCCUGACUCCGAGGAGGCGUUUGUUGGAUGCGACCUGCUUGAUCGAACAACUUCGCUCUACUGGUAUGGCUGCUACAAUAACCAGGUUCUCAAUUGUCACACUUGUUCUCUUCGGGCUCUCCAUCGGGUUCGUCAUCUUCCCCGUUUACUUACGAUUAGGGACCAAGAAAAUUCCUAUCAAUCUCACCACUGCGCCGAUCCUGACCAUAGCCAUCCUAUGGGCAUCUCAAUGCAUCGGUUCCACUCAGAUUCGAGACGGGAUCGUGGGCACAUCCGGCGUUGAGCCAUAUAACAUCCUCAUCCUGUUCUUCUGUCUCGCAUACAUGACUAUCACUCUCGACAUCAGCGGGGUUUUCCAAGCAGCUGCGUUCUGGGUCUCCAACAAAGGCGGCACCCAAGGCCGACGGCUGUAUUUCUACUUCUAUGCCAUGAUCACGCUCCUGGGCAUAUUCGUGGGCAACGAUGCUGUGAUCCUCUCUGGCACGGUAUUCCUCAUCUAUUACACCCGCAGCGCCGAUGUGUACCCUGUGCCGUGGCUCAUGGCCGAGUUUGCCUCUGCCAACACCGCAAGCAUGGUCCUCGCCGUCGGCAACAUCACCAACGUCGUCAUCUGCGAAGCUUUCAACGUCCCUUUUGCAUCCUUCACGCUGUACACUAUUCUCGCCUUCCUGGCCUGCAGCGUUGCAUGCUACGGUGCUCUGGCGCUCCAAUUCCGCGAGGACAGACAUAUCCCGCGUCGGAUGAAAUCAGUGGGCACGCUGGAUGUGAGGACGGCCAUUAAGGACCCAGUAGCGGCUUGCGUCGGAUCCUUCUUGCUGUUCUCCUGCAUCGUGGUCAUCCUUGUUGUCAGUUUCUACAAGAUCGACGUCUGGAAAAUCAGCCUUCCAUUUGCGGGAUCCAAACUCGUAUUCGACCUCGUAUGGGACUACGCGCGCACCGCAUCGGGGGACUCGAGCGAGGGUUCUACGCCCAGUGGCUGGAAAUACAGGCUGUCCUCCCGCUUCCCUACAGUCUUCGCUGCACUGCCCAGACUCCCAUUCGCGCUCAUCCCCUUCUCCUUUUCCCAAUUCAUUCUCAUCGAGGCUCUGUCUCAUCAGGGUUGGAUAGACGUAUUCUCUCACUGGCUCGUGGCGGCGUCGGGGCGGUCGAUGCACGCCACCAUCUGGCUCGUGGGAGUGCUCACUGUCCUGCUCUGCAAUGUAGCUGGCACGAACAUCGGUGCGACUAUUCUGAUGACUAAGGUCGUGCUGCAGGCCGGACUCCCGCCCCAUGCCAAUCGGGCCGCCGGAGUUGCACUGGCCGUCGCAAGCAACAUCGGGGCCGUGAGCUUCACGUUUUCGGCCAGUCUAGCGGGACUUUUGUGGAAGGGGAUUCUCCAGCAGAAAGAGACCGAGAUAACAGCAGAGGAAGUGAGAAGAGAGGAGAUCGACCUUGCGACCGGCCGGCCGUCGACUGACAAGCUGACCGAGAGCUUUGCACACUGUCGAUGCUCUUCGUAUGCCGACUGUCUCAAUGUCUCGCAAGGAGUAUUCGCCAAGUGGAACGCGUUGCAGCUGCUCGUGAUGACUGUAGUCGGCCUUGGUGUUGUUUCAGCAGAGAUGGCGGUCUUGUACAGGCAUAGUCACUGAUCAGCACUCAACUCGUGAUGAGACACGUCGUGUCACAUCACGUGUCUCGAUAUUCUCAACCCCAAAACGAGCGUCUGCGACGCCUUACACGUAAUUUUUGCCAUGUAUCUUACUAACAGCAUGUCAUCCAACAAUUCGGCAUCGAUCAAGGCUUCAAUGUU
Messenger RNA from Mycena citricolor, 4685 nucleotides. The record is from the annotation of a GenBank genome assembly. NCBI's taxonomy places the organism in Eukaryota, Fungi, Basidiomycota, Agaricomycetes, Agaricales, Mycenaceae.